AUGUCUAAUGCCACAGUGAGGAACUUCUGUACAUAUCAAUGUGCUAUGACAUUUCAGGGCCAAUACUCAGAACACCCCCCAUUGGUAUCAGAGGAAACAUUAGAACAGUCAAAAGCUAUACCAAUCGGUGCGCCCAGACAAAUUUACCCUUCGGACAAAAAUGAUGCGAAAAAUGUACAGCGGAACUCAUCACCACUGCCUGUUAUAUCGAAUGUGCAGUCCUUACCACCCCCGCAACUCGUGCUCAUUCCAACAACGAGAAAGUCAGCCGAAGGCAUAAUGAAGGAGAUGAAUAAAAUUCACGAUAAAAUUCAGACGGAUCCUUUGGAGACGGAAAUGCCUAUGAUAGCGGGAAUGGUGGCUGGUGACAAGAAAAGUGAUCAUAUUGAUUUAGAUACUGAUGAUGACAAUGGUUAG
Messenger RNA from Papilio polytes (common Mormon), 417 nucleotides. RefSeq lists its product as uncharacterized. Bases 1 to 417 code for a protein of 138 amino acids. The transcript is spliced from 4 exons. The record is from RefSeq and is a predicted model, not a curated record. NCBI's taxonomy places the organism in Eukaryota, Metazoa, Arthropoda, Insecta, Lepidoptera, Papilionidae.